Esox lucius (northern pike) is the source of this 1290-nucleotide messenger RNA. RefSeq names its product gastrula zinc finger protein XlCGF7.1-like. Gene Ontology annotation, cellular component: nucleus. Gene Ontology annotation, biological process: regulation of transcription by RNA polymerase II; central nervous system development. The coding region runs from base 350 to 1207 and encodes 285 amino acids. The record is from RefSeq and is a predicted model, not a curated record. NCBI's taxonomy places the organism in Eukaryota, Metazoa, Chordata, Actinopteri, Esociformes, Esocidae. The transcript has 2 exons. Gene Ontology annotation, molecular function: RNA polymerase II cis-regulatory region sequence-specific DNA binding; DNA-binding transcription factor activity, RNA polymerase II-specific.
GCUUCUUCAAUAACAACACAGGCAACCGCCUCGGUAGUGUAGUUUGCUAGCCAACAUAUAACGUAAACAUUGAAGCGCUUUGAAAUGUUUUAUAGUAGUUAAGCCAUUGUGUUUUCAACACAUUAAUGUAUUUUUACUAAUUACCCCAUUUAAUUGUAUGUUUACGUUGCUAAAGUUUGCAGGCUUGGCGCCACUAGUCGCGCAUGAUAUUUAACGAUAGCUUACUAAUAUCUCCGACCUUUUCUAUAUUACGUUUAUUUGGCAGGCACAGUGCACAACAAAAACGUACUGAGAAAUUAUGUGUCCUGCCAGAUUCGGCUAAUAACGUAUUUUCAUCGGUUGUCUCACCAUGAACUCAAGAAACUUCUUAGAAGGUGGUGGGCCUUCUGAAAAGGAGGUCUGCUGGACGGAGAAAGACGGUCUGUGGCUGAACAUUGUCGUGAAAGAGGAGAAGGAAGAGGAGGCUGUCACAAUAAACAGAGUAGACGGUGAUGCUGUUACAAGGAUAGAAGAGAAAGAACCGGCCCUAGUGAAAGAGGAGGAUAUUACAAUAAAAGAAGAGGAAGAGGAGGAUGGCGGUUUUGGAGUGAAGGAGGGGGAGAUAACGGUCACACUGGAAGAGGAGGAGUCAGGAGAUCUGAUUAACACCGGAGAGAGACCACACUCUCACACUGGAAGCAGGAAGAGUCCUUCAGGGGAACCAGACCCAGAGAGCCCAAAACCAGCAAGACGACACCCUUGUUCCCAAUGUGGAAAGAGUUUUACUAAGUUUAGAAAUUUAAAAGAGCAUGAGAGGACACACACAGGAGAAAAGCCUUUCCAGUGUUCCCAGUGUGGAAAGAAUUUUACACAGUUGGGGAACCUGAAAUCACACUGGAGAAUACACACAGGGGAGAAGCCGUUUCACUGCUCCUACUGUGGAAAUAGUUUUACUCAGUUGGGUACUCUAAAAGAUCAUGAGAUGACACACACAGGAGAAAAGCCUUUCCAUUGCUCCCAGUGUGGAAAGACUUUUAGCCGGUCGAGAAACCUAAAACAGCAUGAGAAGACACACACGGGACAGAAGCCUUACCACUGCCCCCAGUGUGGAAAGACAUUUAUCCACUCAUGGCACCUGAAAAAACAUGAGAGGACACGACACACACAGGACAGAAGCCUUAACACUGCCCACAGUGUGGACAGAGAUGUUUCUGGUCAGAGGACAUAAAAAGACCUGAGAGAUUUAAAGAUGCAUUCCUGGACUUUUUCGAUAGAACAAGCUUAAAUAUAUAUAUAUAUAUAUAUAUAUAU